This is a messenger RNA of Sphaerodactylus townsendi, 976 nucleotides long. RefSeq names its product dehydrogenase/reductase SDR family member 11. The transcript is spliced from 7 exons. Gene Ontology annotation, molecular function: oxidoreductase activity. The record is from RefSeq and is a predicted model, not a curated record. The coding region runs from base 63 to 608 and encodes 181 amino acids. NCBI's taxonomy places the organism in Eukaryota, Metazoa, Chordata, Lepidosauria, Squamata, Sphaerodactylidae.
GGUUUCCGGGCACGCUCAUUCCAUACAAGUGCGACCUCUCCAUUGAAGAGGAGAUCCUCUCCAUGUUCUCUGCCAUCAAGACGCUCCACCAAGGGGUUGACGUCUGUAUCAACAACGCUGGGCUGGCUCUACCGGAGCCCUUGUUAUCCGGCAAGACGGAAGGCUGGAGAACAAUGCUGGAUGUCAACGUGAUGGCUGUGAGCGUCUGUACCCGUGAAGCAUACCAGUCCAUGAAAGAGCGAAAUGUUGAUGACGGCCAUAUAAUUAACAUUAAUAGCAUGAAUGGCCACAGUGUGGUCCCACAGUCUGUGGUGCAUUUUUACAGUGCCACAAAAUACGCGGUCACCGCGUUGACCGAAGGGCUGCGGCAGGAACUCCGAGAGGCGAAGACACACAUACGAGCCACGUGCAUAUCUCCAGGCCUGGUGGAAACCGGAUUUGCUUUCAAACUGCACGAUAGUGAUCCGGAGAGAGCGGCAGCGACGUACGAGAGCAUCCAGUGUCUAAAAGCCGAGGAUAUGGCCAAUGCCGUCAUAUAUGUCCUCAGCGCUCCACCUCAUGUACAGAUUGGCGAUAUUCAGAUGAGACCGACAGAGCAGCUAUCCUAGCAGAAUGAGAAGAUUUGCCCUUGGGACAACACAGGGAGGAUGGCUUCCGGCCACCUUGGCAUUUACUUCUUCUGACCGGUGACAUUUUAAAUCCAGAUCCCCCCGCACACAAUUUCUCCUGUUCAAGCUGUUGUCAGGUGUGCAGAAAGUAACACCCAACGCUUUGGUUGGUCUCGGACACUCCUCUGCGUCUCCAGUGUGCUGUACUUCACCAAUGGCUGAAAUCAAUGUGAAAGGACCCGAAGAAGUAUCACCCCUAUGAUACUGUAUUUUCUUUUCUUUUUUUUGAGGGGGAAGGGAUCAUUACAGGUUCCAGGUGACCCUGGGUGACGACGGAGGAGAGACUUGCUAGCUUCACAGCAGAGAUC